Molecule: messenger RNA, 3306 nt
Organism: Lepisosteus oculatus (spotted gar)
Lineage: Eukaryota; Metazoa; Chordata; Actinopteri; Semionotiformes; Lepisosteidae
Gene: oxtra
Product: oxytocin receptor a
Biological process (GO): cellular response to hormone stimulus; maternal process involved in parturition; regulation of systemic arterial blood pressure by vasopressin
Cellular component (GO): plasma membrane
Molecular function (GO): vasopressin receptor activity; peptide binding; oxytocin receptor activity
Source: RefSeq, a predicted model, not a curated record
GGCUUCACUUGCUGGAUUUAAACCUACGAAGAACUAUGUGAGAAAACCAAAUAUAAUCUCUAUAAAAGGAUAUAAGAACUAAAUACAUUCACAAUAAAGGAUAUAAAGCAACAAUUUAGACCUUAAAUUGUGGAAUUGGAUUUUUGUUAAAAAAAACAUUAAAGUUUGUGACUGAGCUGUUUUUUGCCUUGGUCAAAGAAGCUACGUUCUCCUGCAAAAUCGCAAGAAACAAACAACUGACUUUGCAAAACAAAAUGAUGGAAACUGCUAAAUGAAUUGUGAUCAUUUCACGUGGCAUCUGUUUAGUUAAACGAAGACAAUAAGUCCACAACAUAAAGAUGCUCACCUGCGUGUGAUACAACUGAAGCAAAAACGUAGACCCAUCAGACGUUUAAAACGAAACGGUAAAAGGGGGGAAAGUUUUAAGCGUGAUGGAGGAUAUUCUCUUUAAGGAUCAGGAUUUGUGGUCCGUGAAUGCGUCUUUGGAGAACUCGAGCCUCGCUAACGCCACUAGAGAGGCAAACGGCACCGUGAACCCGGUGUUGCGGAACGAAGAAGUAGCCAAAGUCGAAGUAACAGUGCUAGCCCUCAUCCUGCUACUUGCAUUGACCGGUAACCUGUGUGUCCUCCUGGCUAUAUACACGACUAAAAACAACCAGUCUCGGAUGUACUUUUUCAUGAAGCACCUCAGUAUUGCAGACCUGGUCGUGGCAAUCUUUCAAGUAUUGCCGCAGCUCAUCUGGGACAUCACCUUUCGCUUUUAUGGGCCCGAUUUUCUCUGCAGAUUAGUAAAGUACCUGCAGGUUGUGGGAAUGUUCGCUUCAACGUAUAUGCUUGUUCUGAUGUCCAUAGACAGAUGUUUGGCGAUAUGCCAGCCUCUGCGGUCCUUACACAGAAGAGCCGAUCGGUUCUACAUCAUUACAUCGUGGGUCCUCAGUCUUUUGUUUAGCAUUCCACAAGUGUACAUAUUCUCUUUGAGGGAGAUACCGGCAGGUUCUGGAGUUUAUGACUGCUGGGGGGAUUUUAUUCAGCCUUGGGGCGCCAAAGCUUAUGUGACAUGGAUCAGCCUCACAAUCUAUAUAAUACCAGUGGCCAUACUAAGUGUCUGCUACGGACUGAUCAGUUUUAAAAUAUGGCAAAACUUCAAACUGAAAACUCGGAAGGACCAAAGUAUACCUUUAACGCCGAAAGCUUUCAAAGGGUCUGCACUCUCCCGAGUGAGCAGCGUAAAGCUGAUCUCCAAAGCCAAAAUCAGAACGGUGAAAAUGACUUUUGUCAUCGUUUUGGCUUACAUCGUUUGCUGGACCCCUUUUUUCUUUGUGCAGAUGUGGUCGGCGUGGGACCCGGCAGCUCCCAGAGAAGAGCUAGCCUUCAUCAUUGCCAUGUUGCUGGCCAGCUUGAACAGCUGCUGCAAUCCCUGGAUUUACAUGUUUUUUGCGGGACAUCUGUUCCACGACCUGAUGCAGCACUUCCUGUGCUGCUCCGCGAGCUACCUGAAAGCCACGCAGUGCUCCUGCGAGCUGGACUCCAGCCGCAAAAGCAACUCCUCCACCUACAUCAUCAAGAACAGUAGCAGCCAGAAGAGUAUCACUCAGACUUCCUCCACAUGAGCUCGGUGCGCCACGUCUUCGGACUUUCACACAACGAUUGCACUAUGUUUUUUAUAUCAUAUCCGCCAAUUGAAACUAUUAUAAGAAAGACCUAUUUACAGAAGCCCUUCUAAUUUAGAAAAGGGUUUCCAGUAUAUUGUAUUUUUUUCCAAACAGAAGAAAAAACUAAAAGAUUAAAAAACGAAGUGGUUUAAAGUUUAUUUGUAAAUAGCCUUUAUUUAUAGAAUUCAACUUUGCAAAAAAGAGACACAGGACUCGUUGUGAAAAGGAGUUUCUGAUGAAUUUAAACAGAGAAAUACAGCUAAAAUGGGCAUACAGAUCCAUCUGCAGCCUCAAUGGACUUUGCUCUCACUGCCUUGCUUCUGAUAAGUUUAAAGUCAGUUUAUGGAUUAAUAUGCUUUGCAUUUGCCUAAUAAAAGUGACUGAUACAGAUGUAACAUCCGAAAAUGGUGAUGCCUACUGUGCACAUUUGUUUCGCAGUUCUUAGGAUGCUGGUAAUAUUGGUACUAGCCAAAAGGAAGCCAAGUCAUGCACAGAAACAAUCAAUAUUCUUAAUUUAAAAAGAGAUUAAGUUUUUGUUUAUUGUUAUUUUUUAUUUCUAUAUACAUAUUUUGCAUAUCUUAGCAUUACUUUCCCUCCAUCAUGUUGUUUGGCAGAUGGAAAAAAUGCACUUUUUUUUUUCUUGAAAGGAACAAGUAAAUGUUAUAAUGUCAACAAGAGUCCCGAGCUUUGUAUGUUUAGUAGGCAUUCAGUGUUUGUUUUAUGAAAAUUAAGCUUUGAUGGAAGACCUGUCAAAAGGCAGGCACCAUUCAUAUCCCUGUCUUAAAUGAAGCCCCUUCUCCUUGUAUGCAUUCUCUCUGAUUCAUCCACAGUGGUGAACAUUCAGAGUGUGGCAUUCAUUAUCAGAUUCUUUCAUUUCCCCUUACUGCUGAUCUGUAAUCUGUUUCAAUAAGCACUUUACCAACAAUACUGUGAGACUGACACAGUACAGUAUGUGCCUGAUUGUCUGGAGCAAAAUACUCACCAGUGUUGUAGAAACAGAUCUGGGAAAUGUCCGGAUGAUUUCCCUGGCAAGCUCCUGUCAACCAAACAAAAAUAAGAUUGCCCAAAUAGCCUCUCAUUUGCACAAUUUUGAUGUGCUUAUGACAUGUGGAAAACUUUGAUUACUCCAUGUGUGCUUUUUAAAGUGCAUGUACAGUAACUGUUUAAGAAAAAAGCUACAUUAUAGACUAGCAGUAUGAGUCACAACAAAGCACCUCUAUCUACUCAUUUUGAUCAUACAGUAUAAUACAGUGUGAUCCAUAUAAUGGAUUCUUUUUUUACAGAAUUACCUGUGGUACAUUUCUGCACGUUUGCCCUCAUGCACUUCACUGUUUUAAAUGUAUCUAAGUAAAAUCAUCUGUCAAAACAACAUGGAGCUGAAUACUCUGAUUUUAUUAACAGUAAUGAUGGAUAUUUUUUUUCCUUUAUGCUCUUAAAAUUCCAUGCAGGAAAUAAAUGCAAAACAUUUUAAAAUGCUUACAGUAUUAAUAAUCAGACUGCAGAUAUUUCAAAUUCUGGUCUGUCAGGUUUUACAAUUAAAACUUCCAGCAUUGCAGUUUUCCAGUAUCCCAUAUUUUCUUUGUGAAUUUCAGCCAGAAAAAGAAUUGUCUUGUAUUUCAACUUAAACUGUUAUUUUAUGUAAUUAUGAUGAAUA